Molecule: messenger RNA, 1345 nt
Organism: Juglans microcarpa x Juglans regia
Lineage: Eukaryota; Viridiplantae; Streptophyta; Magnoliopsida; Fagales; Juglandaceae
Product: protein SICKLE-like
Exons: 3
Coding region: 209-1222 (337 amino acids)
Biological process (GO): miRNA processing; mRNA splicing, via spliceosome
Source: RefSeq, a predicted model, not a curated record
AUGCCGUUUCAUUUGAACUUCGUCUCGAGGCUCAAAAAUAAAAUUCCGCGACCUUUCUUCAGCAACGGUUCCAGAAGGGGGCGACUCACUCCAUUUAUGCUACACGGAUGCACGGGUGCUACCCAUACGUGCUUCAGCUAUAAACGGCGAGAUCCAGCACAGCCGUAGCCAACUCAAGCUUAAUAUUAUCUCUGAGCUUCAAGGUUAAAUGGAGGAAUCAGCAAAGCGAAGAGAAAGACUAAAAGCAAUGCGUACGCAAGCUGAUCAGGCUGAAGUUCCUAAUAAUGCUCAAAGUUCUGGAAUGCCUGGUUGCCUCUCCAAUCCAUUGGUUGAAACUGCAACUACAGCAGUGCGGGAGUCAUAUGCUCCAAGGUUUGAUUUUUACACGGACCCAAUGUCAGCAUUCUCCGAUAGCAGGAAGAGCAGCAAAGCUGGUAAUCAGAUCAGACCAGAUUGUUUCUCUUCUCCAAGAAAUAAUGGUUCUCCUAUGUCACGGUUCUCACCUUCUCUUCCGGCAGGACCAAGGAAUCCAUCUCUUGCUCAUCAAAUUCAGAGUAAUUGGUCACCGAACCAGAUAGUGUAUCAACCACAAGUUAUGGCCAGUCCUCAUCGAAGCCCAGUAGGAACGGCCAGUCCUGUUUCUAUGCAUCCACAAACUCCUGAAUUCUGGAAUGGAUCCACCGGCCCAACUAGCUAUAGUUCUUCAUCUAAUCCAUCUAGAGGGGGCCAUCUUCCAAGCCCUGGCUUUGGACCAAGAGGUAGCCCUUAUUCAAACACCGGGCAAGGCAGGGGUUAUUGGGCCAGCCACAGUCCAAGCCCUGGUUCAGGGCGUGGUGGUCCUCACCCUACUUCUGGAAGAGGUGGUAGUAGCUGGUAUGGCAGCAGCAGGAGCCCUGGUUUGGGACAAAGUAGUGGACAAGGACGGGGUUCUCAUGCUCGUUUCUUGGCACCAGGCCGAUCGCUGGGUCCAGAGCAGUUUUACAACGAGUCCAUGUUGGAAGACCCAUGGAAGUUUUCGAAACCUGUUAUGUGGCAGAGCAUGCAUGUUUCUGUGAAUUACUUGAACACCCCUGACUCGUCCAAGAAUUGGACUACAAAAUCUCAUAGCACAAAAAAAGCGAGAGUUUCAGAAGCUUUAAAUAAGUCAAGUAAUCAACCAAGCUUAGCGGAGUACUUGGCUGACUCGUUUAAAGAAGCUGUUGAUGACGGAGCAAGUACAUGACAGUUGCUUUGGCGAGCCUUUUGCUACGCUUAGGCCCUACUGUUAGGAUGGCUAACCAGAAAGAGAAGCAGGAAUGCAAAAAAGACGUCUAUUAGAUGUCUGGGCGCCUUCGCCCAAAAAAAA